AUGUUGCGCCGUCUCCCCGCUGCACUCCCCAAGCUCGCAGGAGCUCUUCCACGCACAUCUCUCGCGCACCGGGGUACCCGCAAUCUGUUUCCCAAUGUAUCUUGCACACGUGCCGUUGGUACAAGACAGCAAUUCAGCACGUCGUCCGUUGCACGCGCGACAUGCCCCCAAUGCUCUGCGCCGCUUCCGACGCCCCUGCCAGUUUGCUCCAAGUGUUCCUACAUUACCAACAUUCCUCCGGGGAUGUCAUACCAUGAGAUGCUAGGAACGCCCUAUGAGCCCAAUCCAUUCGUAGUGGAUAACCUCCAAAUCAAGCGGAACUUCCGUGCUCUGCAGUCUGUUGUCCAUCCCGAUCGGUGGGUCGGCAAGAGCCGCGAGCAACAGGAAGCUGCGUCUCUCUUGUCCACUCGCAGCAACGAAGCGCUACACCGCCUAUCUAAUCCGCUGCGGCGUGUGGAGUAUAUCCUCGAGCGUGAGGGGUUCGGCUUAGAGGAGUCUGACAGCAUGGAAGAUCCUUUGCUGCUGAUGGAGACGAUGGAAAGCCAGGAAGAGAUACAAGGGGCCGAGUCGCGCGAGGAGGUUGAGCAGGUCAGAGCGGUGAACGCCGAGAAGAUUGAGCGGAUACUUGAGGACAUCGAAACGCUUGUCGGACAGAAGGACUGGCCUCAAGUAAAGAAAGCUUUCGUGAAGCUCAAAUACUUGCAAGGUGUAGAGCAGGCAGCUGCAGCGUGGCCCAAUUCCUUCAGCGACCACUAG
Molecule: messenger RNA, 756 nt
Organism: Postia placenta MAD-698-R-SB12
Lineage: Eukaryota; Fungi; Basidiomycota; Agaricomycetes; Polyporales; Adustoporiaceae
Exons: 3
Coding region: 1-756 (251 amino acids)
Biological process (GO): [2Fe-2S] cluster assembly; protein complex oligomerization
Cellular component (GO): mitochondrion
Molecular function (GO): protein-folding chaperone binding; ATPase activator activity
Source: RefSeq, a predicted model, not a curated record